Messenger RNA from Dracunculus medinensis (Guinea worm), 1641 nucleotides. Lineage: Eukaryota; Metazoa; Nematoda; Chromadorea; Rhabditida; Dracunculidae. The record is from the annotation of a GenBank genome assembly.
AUGAGAAAUAUUAACCAACCGUUCUCAUUAGAAGUUCCUUUUAUUUUAAGUGAAUUUAAAUCCGUGAAACAGUUGUCAGAAGCUUGUCAAUGUUUAUCUUUAUUUUAUCCGUAUAUUCAUGAUCAAUUGCAUAAUGUGGAAAACAGAACAGUAGAAAGUAAUAGCAAAACGAAAGUUAAUUCAAAGCGUGUGGAAAUCAACGAACCUGAAUAUUCUGCCGAUGAAAGUGAAUCUAUGUUAUGUUCGAUUUGUUUUGAAGUCUAUGGCAAUGCGGGUGAACAUAGGUUAGUUUCUCUCAAAUGUGGUCACUUAUUUGGAUUUUCAUGUAUUCGACGAUGGAUACGUACGGAAAAGAAUGCAAAGUGUCCACAAUGUAAAGCUCGAGCGCGAGUUGGCGAUAUUCGACGCGUGUUUGCUGCAACUGUCAAGAUGGCAGAUACUACAGAAUUGGAACGAGUUAAAGAAAUGAACGAUGCAAUAAGAGCGGAAAAUGAAUGUCUAAAAUUGGAAAUUUAUAAACUGAAAAAGAAACUUGAGGAAAAGUGUGAAACUAUGAAGGCAGUUGCUGAAUCGAAGAAUGGUUUUCCUUCAAUUACUAAUUAUUUUAACUUUUUGGAUAUGAAACAUAUUAAAUUGUCAGAAGAAGCCGGUUCUAGAUCAAUGGAUAUAAGCAGUAAUUCACUAGUAGUAACUUGCCGCGUGACUAGAGAUAUCUUCAUGCCAUAUGGUGUUAAAUUGGUACUUUUUAAAUUAUUUUUCAUCGACGAAGAUAUGCAAGUUAAGCUAGUCGUCCCUAUUCACACAAGGAAGCCACGUUGUUGUUCCAUAUCACCAUACGAUGGUACUUUGGUACUCACAAUUGGGGAAGACAAAUUGCUGUGUGUAACGAGGCUUGAAAAUAAUCCUAUUAUACUACAUAAAUUUGAACUACAAGCAAAGGGGUGGUGUUGCUGCUGGAUGAAUUCAACAAACGUUGUUGCUGGUCUCAUAAAUGGUCAGCUGAUCUCCUUUAAUCUUGAAAAUUUGGCAGAAAAUUCGAAUUUCAUCGCCAGUGAAUCUGUUCGCGUACCUAUUCUUGGCCUUCAUUCAUUGCCGGCAUUUUCUGCUUUAUUUGUUGUUACUUUAAAAAAGUGUGUAAUUUAUCGAAGUUGUACGCAGUAUGUUCUAAUUAUCAAUCAAGGUAUGGGGCAAGAUUGUUUCAUUUUAUUUUCAGGUUGUAUUAAUUCAUAUGCAUUUGAUGAUGAGACGCUAUCUUUUCUAAUUUCAUUUUCGCCAACGGAGUCUCAUCCAACUGUUAGGCAUUCAUUAUAUCGGCUUGAAAUCGAUGAAUGUAAUUGUAAAGUGCAGUUGGAAAAGACAUAUUUUAGUCGUUCCUCUGUUUUAAGUAGAAUAAUCUUUGGAUCGUUGUGGAAUACGCAAAGUGGAUUAGUAUCUGCAGUGUACGAUGAAGAAACAUCUCAGCUAGUUGGAUUUUAUUUUUCUUUUGUUGUAUUUGAUUGGGCUGGAAAACGUCCAGAAAUUAUUAGAAGAAUCGACAGUCAAAUUAUAGCGAUAAAACCUUUACGUACAAACGACCCUUCAAAAUUUCGUUUAGCAUGCCUUAGUGAAAAGGAUGUUUAUUUUCUGAAUUUAAAUUGUUAA